Molecule: messenger RNA, 796 nt
Organism: Grus americana (Whooping crane)
Lineage: Eukaryota; Metazoa; Chordata; Aves; Gruiformes; Gruidae
Product: kallikrein-14-like
Exons: 3
Coding region: 1-666 (221 amino acids)
Biological process (GO): proteolysis
Molecular function (GO): serine-type endopeptidase activity
Source: RefSeq, a predicted model, not a curated record
AUGGAUGUGGCUGUGGGACACCACGUCCUUUUUGGAGGCCUGCGCCUGCGUUUGGGGGAGAACGACCUGCAGCAGCGCGAGGGGACGGAGCAGGACCGGCUGGUGGUCAAGGUCAUCCCCCACCCUGCCUUCGACCCCACCACGCUCGACAAUGACCUCAUGCUCCUCAAGCUGAACCGCCCCGUGGGAUUGGGCCGUGCUGUCAGGCCCCUCCCACUGCCCCGCGCCUGCGCCGCCCCCGGCACCACCUGCCUCGUCUCAGGAUGGGGAACUGUCACCACCCCUCAAGUGACCCUGCCCCGGCACCUGAUCUGCGCCUACGUCGACAUCAUCCCCGACGCCACCUGCCGUCGCGCCUACCCCCAACGCGUCACCCCCAACAUGCUCUGCGCCGGGGUGCGCAACCAACGCAUCGACUCCUGUCAGGUACGGCGGCAGGGUGGGGGGCACCCACUGGGUGGGGGGUGGCCACCCCAAAUCUCCACCCAUCCCAGCACCCCACCCCGUCGUUGUCCCACCAAGGAUCUUCUGCCUCAACGGGUUCCUCCUCCCGCCCCCAACUUGGGAGUCUCAUCCCGAGGUGUUCCCCCAAUUUUGACCUCACACUCUGGGGUGUCCCCCAAGCCCCACCCACACGCCACCCAACGUUGUCCCCUCUCCCCGUAGGGUGACUCCGGUGGGCCACUGUCUUGUAACGGGACCCUCCAAGGAAUCGUCUCGUGGGGGCUGCAGACCUGCGCCCUGCCCGGGCGUCCGGGGGUCUACACCAAGGUCUGCAACUACGUGGGGUGGAUCC